AUGGAUACGCCCUCCGUGAGGGUCCCGACCCCUGGAUCUACACAAGGAUCAGAUGACUCACCAUGCUCUCAAGACAUGAAGCAACCCGAAUGGCAGGGGAAGGAGCUCACCGUAUUCCUCCCUAUCCCUGACUACUACAAAUGUACUGAAGAGGACUGCCGCCACUGUUUUCGGUCGGCUGCCUGGACGUCACAGCGCGCAUCCCUCACGCGACACUUGGACCAGGAGCAUAACAUCCGCAUAGACGUGAUCAAGUAUGAAUGCAGCUUAUGUGAAGCGAAGCUCGGAUCCCGCCCGUCCAACCACCGGUGCAGUGGGCAGAAGGUAGUCAGCAGCCAGACCGCCGCUUUUAAGAACAAGUGUAGCCGAUGCAGCCUGACAUUCCCAACAAAGAAGGGGCGGACCAACCACGAAGCCACCCACCGAAGACAGGAUGCCAGGGACAGGCGGACUGCUGGCUCCAGAGAGCUUGAAGACGGACCCACCGCGGAACAUUCAGAAGGGACGAGUGUUCUCCACAUCAACUCUGUCCCCUUCGAACCACCAGGAUACGAAACAUUGGUGAUCGAUGCCUACCCCAUGGCCCCCUCAAGCCCCACGGAUGGUGAAGAAACAACGUCAAGUUCACCUGCGCCGCACAUUGGGCAAGAACAACAUGAACACGAGGAACAAGGAGACCAAGCCGGUGUAACUCCUGCGGAAACCGGCGUGGAGAAGGGUGUCAUCACACCGCAUCACCUGAGAGAAAUAGGCUCUGAGCAUGGCAGCUCAGAUGCCAUGCCCUACAAUCAAUGUGGCUCGCAGAAAGACAGGAGCGAAGGCACCGCCACACCUGACACGCCUAUUGUGAGGGAGAGUGACAGGCUGCAUGGAGAGGACCGGAUUACAAGCCCAGCAAGAGAUCCUUUCCCGCCAAACGACGAUGAGACCUGGGAAGCCUUCGAGGAAAUCCUGCGCAGGGCUACAGAGACCGUAGCCAGCCACGCGCGAUUACCUGAGGCCGGGACACGGACACAGCGGACCAUCAAUCCUGCUAACCCGAAAGAGAUACAAGCACUCUACGGCAGAAAUCGAAGACAAGCGGUACGGCUUAUCACUCAAGGGAAGCCCCAGCACUGCGAGAUACGAGUGGACGACGUAGAACGGCACUUCAAGGAGACAUGGCAGGAGAAGGAAGGCAAUACGGAGCUCCUCCCUGAAAGGCCACGGGCAUCAGAAGAGGUCCAACUACACCAAUUCUCGCCUGAAGAGGUCCUGAGGCGACUAAGAAGAUGCGAAAAUACAGCACCCGGCGACGACCGCCUCACAUAUCAACACUGGAAGUCCACAGACCCGGAAUGCCGAUUCUUGGCGGCAGCUUUCAACAUCUGCCUUAGAUUCUCAAGGGUACCGCAAGACUGGAAGAAAUCUCGCGUCAUCCUUAUUCACAAGAAAGGAAGUCGCACCGAAAUCACCAAUUGGCGUCCCAUAUCGCUCAUCCGAACCAUAGCAAAACUCUUCACCGGGUGCCUUGCCUCCCGAGUGCUGCAAUGGGGCAUGGACAACGAGGUUCUCUCACCAUGUCAAAAGGGGUUCCUCCCUUACGAUGGAGUCCUCGAACACAAUUUCGUCCUCCAAGAGCGCCUGGAUAGAGCGAGAACGGAAAAGGGGGACCUAUACGUGGGGUUCCUUGACUUCUCCAACGCCGUUGGAUCGAUUCCUCACCAGAUACUAACCGAAGCAGCACGCUGCGCAGGCGCGGGAGAAAGGUUCUGCGGCAUCCUCAACAAUCUAUAUUGCGACAAUGAGACCACCAUCGCCUGCAACGACCAAACGACCGAGCCCAUCCCGGUACAGUCAGGCAUACGGCAAGGUUGCCCCAUCAGCGGCAUAUUAUUCAACAUCGUGAUCGAUGUCAUCAUCCGGCGCAUCCAGGGAGACAGCAAGGACCACAAUAUCCUUGCAUAUGCCGAUGAUCUCACCCCCCUCGCCCCCACACCGGAGGACCUGCAGGCAAGAUUAGAGACAAUCAACAGUAUGGCCAGUGAACUUGGACUCACGUUGAACCCAGCAAAGUGCCCAGAGGCCUUCAAGUACCUUGGACGCCCCGUUAGCUUCAACCUGUUCCCGGAUACUGCGACUGUCUCCGAUGCCAUUGAGCUUGGCAAAACACUCCUGGAGUCGAUGCUGGCCCCGUGGCAAAGGAUCGACGCUAUCAAGACGUUUCUGUACCCUGGCCUAAACUUCGCCAUGAGAAUGAGAUACAUUCAGAAAACAGAGUGGAAGCGCCUAGACGACACCCUUCGACCACUUAUUAAGAAGACACUAUACCUGCCAAAAAGUGCUACAUCAGGCUACAUCUAUGGGAGCCCGCAAACUGGCGCAUGCGGAGUGCCUCACGCUGCCGAGCUAAGCGACAUAUGCCGCAUUGAUACGGCCUACAAACUACUAACAUCCCCGGACCAGACUGUUGCCGACCUAGCCAGCGCAGCCCUGACGACCGCAGCCGUGAAACGCUCCCGGAACGAGGACGUUGCGCCCGACCUCGCAGCGUACCUAUCGGGUGAGGGAGAAGUCUUUGAAGGGCCAUCCCGGGGGAUAAAGAACAUAUGGACAGAGGCAAGGAAGGCAUCAAAGAGAAAUUCCAUCACUUGGGAGUUCCGACCCGAAGGCCCAGAGCUUACGACAGGCGACACAACCAUCAACGCCAUGCAAAGAAACAAAGUUGUGUCAACACUUCCUAAGCUAACCGCCACAAGGGACGACCAUCUGCAAUCCCUUCCCAAUCAAGGGAAGGUGCUGGAAUGCGUGGCGCUUGACCGCUCCAGCACGCACUUUAUGAGAACUGGAAUGUUCACACGCUUCGCAGACUGGAGGUUCAUCCACCGGGCCCGUUUGAACCUGUUGCCGUUAAACGCAGCAAGACCAUGGGAGCAAGGAGACAAGCGAUGCAGGAGGUGCGGCGCCGAACUAGAGACCCUACCCCACGUGGCGAACCACUGCAUGCGCUACUCUGCACUCUACACGGCCCGCCACAACAAGGUCGUUAGGCGGAUCAGGCAAGCAGCAGAGGCACGAUACACUGUGAUCUCGGAGAACCAGGCGAUAGGGGACACUGGACUGAGGCCGGACCUUGUUGUCGCACGAGGAGAAGAAGCGAUUGUAUACGACGCCACAGUUGUGUUUGACAAUCGACGGGAAGCCUUCCGCAACGCAAGGGCCGAGAAAGAACAAAAAUACAGCGUCGUACGGGAUCACCUGCGACAAAGGUUUCAGCGGAUGAGAGUCGAGGCAGUAGUGAUCGGAAGCCUGGGCAGUUGGGAUCCCAAAAAUGACAGGGCCCUAGCACCGAUCUGCUCCAAAUCUUACCUUCGACUCAUGAAGAAACUCUGCGUCAGCGAGGUGAUUGCAGCCACAAGGGACGUUUACUACAGCCACGUCACGGGCACCGCACCACGCGAAACCAACUCAUAA
Ornithodoros turicata is the source of this 3453-nucleotide messenger RNA. RefSeq lists its product as uncharacterized. Lineage: Eukaryota; Metazoa; Arthropoda; Arachnida; Ixodida; Argasidae. The transcript has 3 exons. The record is from RefSeq and is a predicted model, not a curated record. The coding region runs from base 1 to 3453 and encodes 1150 amino acids.